AUGCCGCUCCAUGUGCAAGUGUCGCUCUUGGGUGGAAGUAGCCAUCCCCUGCACAUUGACCUUGAAGUAUCACCCCAUGACCUCCAACUUCAGGUGCAGCGUGCUCUGAGCGUUGGGAGGGGCACGCUUCUUGAUCCCAGUGGAGCUACUCUUGCUGGUGCCCAAACUGUUGCAGAUUCAGGUUUGAAGGAUGGAGAUGUUCUGACGUGGUAUAUGAGACCUUUCCAUCUAGCUUCCGCUGAUGUAGCUGCCGUGGCUGCAUUAUUGGGAGAUGGGAAGGUCGCGGCAUGGGGUUUUCCUGCUUGGGGCGGUGACAGCCGCUCCGUGGAGGAUCUGCUGACCGACGUGCAGCACAUUGAAGCGACAAGCGGUGCUUUCGCCGCAAUUCUUAGCGAUGGCUCGGUUGUGGCAUGGGGCAACAGUGCUUUUGGGGGGUACACACACGGCUUUUGCGGCAAUCCGCGAGGACGGGUCUGUAGUGACCUGGGGAGAGUCUUACUCUGGAGGCAAUAG
Molecule: messenger RNA, 513 nt
Organism: Symbiodinium natans
Lineage: Eukaryota; Dinophyceae; Suessiales; Symbiodiniaceae
Source: the annotation of a GenBank genome assembly